GCAGAAGCGAGACAGAGCCCGCUGCAUCAGCCACCAGCCCGAGGAAUAACAUUAGUUCCAGCCUCACAAUGAGCUGUUUACUGGCCUUGGCUGCCUGUGGGAACAGCCAAGAAGAGCAGAGGAAAAGGACAGACAAACACAAUGCGAGCGGGACGCGCUAGAUGGGAGGCUGGGCUUUAAACUCGCCCUCAGGAUUUCAACCCUAUGGAACUGGAGAGGGCUGAAAGAGAAAUAAAAGGGCACUGGCUGCUCCGCAGCGCAAACAGGCCGAGACAAAUCAGCCAUCUGCUGCACUGCCGCUGCCUGGAGAUCCCCGGUCCCGGCUGGAGGGCUGAUACUGAAGAGACCCCCAAGAGCUCCCGCUGCCCACAGACCCCGCGCAGACAUCGGGCCCGUUCUCGCCAAGACGCGAUGGCCGCAGCCUCGAGCAGUUCUGUUUCCUCUCCGAACAAAGGGAGGCAGAGGGCUGCCGGGCGCUUCGGAUUUUAAUGAUGAACGGCGAAGUUUUAGCAGCGAGAGCGCGCAGCCCUCCCGCGUGGGAAUAGCCGGGCGCUGACUGCAGCGCGCAGAAAGGAUCCAUGGGGGAACGGCGGCGAGGAACGGGUCCGAACCCGGACAUGAAGGCGGGGCACAAAUCCUCACACUACAGCAAUGCACAACUUGCCUCCUGCCCUAUUAAUCUCCAUGGAUGUAGACCUACAAGGAAGCCAGCUGUUCUUGCACUGAGGUUGAGCUUGCAAAAGCUAAAAUGGGCAUCUGUGCUGCGGCGCUGGCAGCUGGAAGAGCCACGUAGAUGCUAAUGCACGCAAAGGGAAAAGAAGAGCCUACAGUUUUUGGAUAAACAGAGGUGAAAGUUCAACAGUGCUUUGAGCAAAGGGACUGCAGAGGAAGCAGCACAGAGCAAGACAGUGGGCAUGGCAUGGGGGAACGGAGGGCUUCAUGCUGCAGGGCCAAGGAGGGCAGCAGGGAGCCGGCAGCCACCACAGAAGCACUGCAAAUGGUGUCCAAGGGCAAAGAAAGGAAGCUGUGGGGCUGGAUGCUGACUGGAAGGCAUUCUGGAAGCGUAAGCAAAUAAACUGAGUCCAUCAUUAGAUUCCCGAGCGGUUCAUGGAAACAGAACUCUUCUUUUUUCUCCUUAACCGUGCUUUGUAAAUAAACAGGGCUACAUCAAAGGCACAGCCACCUCCAGCACCACCUUCUGCUCCUGAGUGAAAACAACCUGUGAAUCUCCAAGCAUCGGCCCAGAGGGCAAUGCAGCUUCUCAUCAAGGUUUUCCUUGUAUCUAAGCCUCGUUACCACGCUCUCCAUUGCGCCUAGCAAUGCUAUUAAAGCAUGAGCCUCUUGCUAAGGGGAGAUCAAGAGUCCAAAGAGCAGCAUUCCUACAGUCCUCCAUCAGCCUGAGAUUUCCUUGCAAGCAAAACUGUUCCUCUUACAAGAGUAAAAUAAUGCAGACUUUGCUGAGAGGUGUGGGGUGAAUCCCACCGUUUCUGGGCUGUGGGCCAGGCCCUUGGAAGGCCACGGCACUGCAAGGGUUAAAGGGGCGAUGUAAAUGAAGACAGACAUUCUCAGUGAAAACAAAAAGAGAGUCAUGCCCCGAGGAUCAGCGUCUGGAUAUGGGGUAAGGCAGUUCACCAUGCACUGCACAAGGAAACAUUUUAAUUAGCUCAACACAAAACAGAUACAGCACAGAGAAGUGACCACGAGCAGGAAAUGCUUUGUAGGUCUCAAAGGACAGUGAGGAGACAACGGUGGUGCUGAGCAAUUAAAAGAAGUGAAAAAAGAGGGGAAAAGGAGAGUGCUGUGAGGAUGAGGUCUGACAGGCUCAGGUUUCCACCUCCCAGCUCCACCUUUGGAAGGAGUGAAACUGGGGUCCUCCUGGGGAAUGGGGAGGGCUGGGGCUGCCUGCUGGUGGCAGGAGGGGACCGGAGCACUACCAGCUGCUCCCAGGGGUGGAGGAUCAGUGGGAAACACCGUGCUGGCACUACAGACCUCCGCCUGUCUUCUGCUGAAGAGGAGUGGGAAAGCAGAUGGAGAAAGCCAAUGGGUCCCAGCAUGGGAGGUGUCACUGCGCCAAAAGCAAGUGCUGGGAAACGGGGGUAACACUACCGUUGAAGACCCUGGCACAGUGAGCAUCAGAGCCACGAAUAAGAGCCUUACUGCCCAUCUUCUGGGCUAACCAAACAUUGUCCCCUUUUCACCCAGCACAAUGGAGGCAUUUGCUCUUCUAGAUUAACCUAAGGAAAAAUGGCCCUUGGAGGCUACAGAAGCCUAUGCCGACCUACAGUUCACACUUCUUUCCUACCGUUACCAGAUACAUCCCUUCAGAUUAGUCACUGAAAGAAGUGAAAGCACUUCUGCCUUCCUCACUUCACGCAGGCAGCUGCUGCCUCCCACUGCCAAACCCCACCCUUCCUCCUGCUCCCACCACAGCAUGGGGUACGUUGAACUGCCAGAGAUGCUGGGGAGGAUGGAGAGUUCAUAGCAGCCCUGCAGACAUCUCAGCUCAGAAACCAGACCAGAACGUGGUGUCCCAUCACAAAGCAGAUGGUGCUGCAGUGGGCUCUGCCAAUGGCACCUGUCACAUCACAGCGUGCCGUGAGCCCACACCGAUGGGCACCAGAAGAUGAAGCCUCACAAAGCCAGCAACCAGAUUCCCCAAAAACUCCUUUCUGUUAAUGCUCACAAAGUUCUCCUCGCAAGCAAAACUAACCAGCAAAGCUUCUGCUGAGAGGAGGCAGUAUUGGUAAGCUGGGAUCCUGCUGUGGUUACAGGUAUUGCAGGCAGCAAAGCAGCUUGAGCUCAGUGCAAGACUUCACUACUGCUUUACUUGCUUUGAAUUCACUUGUUGUAGCUUUCAAAUGAAUAUAUUAGCCUUUAGAGCUAACCAUUUUGGUGGCACGAUUGCCCAGUGGUGCUGCUAUAGAAUUAUUACAAAUGAUGGCUUCUGCAGCUAGAAAACAGCUGUUUCUAUUCAUGUAUCUCACGCUUGAACAGUUGUGGUGUAUCUCUACAGUACCUAUAACUGGUCUGGAAUAAGUCCUACGGCCUUAUGGCUGGGUGGACGUUAGGACUGGAUGGUGCUGGAGGUCACCAACCUCAGUGAUUACGCAGAAUUAUCCAAACCACCCUACUCAGUUGUUGUAUCGCUCAGAUAACAGGGAUAUAAAUUCUCUGAUGAAUGUGGUUCUUGUCAAGGGAAGGCAUAAAGCACGUUCUGUGGCCAAGGCAAACGCUUAUUGAUUUCCAAGGUGAGAGUCUGAGAUGGCAUCAAAACGCAACAAGUGUUGCCAUAACCUGGAGGGAUUUCUAGACAAAACAGAAAGGUCCUUCGGGUUUGAAACGUUGCCACUUACAGAGAUGAAACGGCCCUACAGUGCUCAGCUAUGGAUAUGAGCACACGCAGGGUGCCCAAUAUCCUGCACAGAUCAGUGCUACCUCUGACAUCGCCUAUCAAAAACACGGAGGAGGAAACGCGAAGACACAAGAAGUCAGUCCCAAAUUUCACACCACCAUUUUGCUGACCUCUGUUUGGCAGAAGCACAGAGAAUGAGAUGAGUGUGAGAGGAGAAGGAACGGCCUCAAUGGAACCAUGAAUAGGGUUUUACAAAGUGCUUGUUUACCUGAAGCUAUUUUCUGUACAAAAUAGCAAACCAACCCAAAAGAACAAAAGCAAUGGUUGCUCAGAAUCCCACUGAUGCUUUGAAGAUGUCUUGGGGUGCAAGGAGAGGAAACCAAAGAACCCCAAACAGAAUAGCUGUGUGCCAAGGGAAGGAAGGCACAGAAGGUCUCCUUUGUUUUUAGUAUGUGAAAGACAGGGACUCUGCAGCAGAAGGCACAUGUGAGCAAACACUGAGCCCCACCUUGUAUGAGAAUAAGGGGGUUACGUGAGGGACAGCUGCUAUGGGUUUGCUAUAUCAUCCCCUCUGCAAGAGGAAAUAUUGGUAACAUCCUCACAUGAGCCAGGCUGUGCAUUCUGUUACAGUGCCUCUCCUGACAGCUCGUCACAUCCCUCCUCUCACCCACAGAGCCCAUUUUAGACACAGGAGUUAAAGCUUUGAGCUGCCCGAAUGACACCACUGGAAGAGCCUUCCUACUCAACUCAGCAUUUAACACCACCAGUUCUCCCAGCAAAGCACACAAAGAGCUUCCUGUUGCUUUAACCCUUGGUGAAAAGGAAGAAGAGCAUCUUACAUCCAGAAAUCCAAACCUGCGGACUGAUGCUGCAGAAUUUAAAGCACAUGGCUCAGUCUGAAAGCAGCUUGUCAGCUUGUUUAAACCCCGCAGGGUUAGGUAGGUAAACAACACACGUUUAUAUUUCCAAGAUCAUAACCUGGCUGGACAAUUGCUGGCAGGCAGUUCUCACACAGCAGAAAAGCUGUAUUUGUCCCUGUGGCUGUCUGAUGCAGAGCAAGGAAAAAUAACCAGCUGAUGGAGCUCCUUUUCUCCUGUGCUCCGAGCAUCUGGGUCAGGCUGCUGGCAGGGACCACAUAUGCCAGCAGUGAAGGAUGAAAGGAUGCACCGUGAGGACAUGGUAGCAAGGGUUCAAGCGACCUUCCUGGAAUGCGUUUCAUCAGGAAGAAAGGAGAUGACCGCCUUGUUUUAUGGAUGGCACUGAAGUAGACUUUGACAUCCUUCGGAAGCACACCACAGACUUGGCAUGGGAAACCACAGCAACAACCAUACCUGUUUGACAGAUGAUUCCUUUAAGUACAACCUGUAUGGAGCCGUGUACAGCGUGGUCUUCAUCCUGGGUUUGAUCACCAACUGCGCUUCUCUCUUUGUUUUCUGCUGCCGGAUGAAGAUGCGGAGCGAAACGGCCAUCUUCAUGACAAACCUGGCAGUUUCAGAUCUGCUGUUUGUGUUCACUUUGCCUUUUAAGAUUUUUUAUAACUUCAACAGGCAUUGGCCUUUUGGAGAUAGCCUGUGCAAGAUUUCUGGGACAGCGUUUCUCACCAAUAUCUAUGGGAGCAUGCUGUUCCUCACCUGCAUCAGCGUUGACCGUUUCCUUGCAAUAGUCUAUCCGUUCCGGUCUCGUACCAUUAGGACCAGAAGAAAUUCAGCCAUAGUCUGUGCUGGAGUUUGGAUACUGGUCCUCAGCGGCGGAAUCUCAGCCUCGUUGUUCUCCACAACCAAUGUUUCCAACACCAGCACCACCUGUUUCGAAGGCUUUUCCAAACGUAUCUGGAAAACCUAUUUGUCUAAGAUCACUAUAUUUAUUGAGGUGGUGGGGUUCAUCAUUCCUUUGCUACUCAACCUCACAUGCUCUUCCUUAGUUCUCAGGACUCUCCGGAAGCCUGCCACCUUGUCUCAGAUCGGGACAAACAAAGAGAAAGUAUUGAAGAUGAUCAUUGUGCACGUGGCCAUUUUUGUUGUGUGCUUCGUGCCUUAUAACUCCAUACUCUUCUUGUAUGCUCUCGUGCGGUCCCAGGCGAUAGCAAAUUGCUCCUUGGAGAGGUUUGCACGGACAAUGUACCCAAUCACGUUGUGCAUUGCAACCAUGAACUGCUGCUUUGACCCAUUCAUCUAUUACUUCACGUCAGAAUCCUUCCAGAAGUCUUUCAACAUAAAGACCCAGAUAAAAAUGGACUCUCUUUUCAAGACUGAGACCCCUCUGACAAAGACUGCUCUACCAGCACAGCAGGAUGAAAUAAGUGAUCAGGCCAUUACAAACGGGGGAGAUCCAACAUCUGAAUCGCAUUUCUAGUGCCAUGUUGACACAUGCCUUAUCCCCCAUUACCUUUUGAUUAACACCAGGUGUGAAACAGUUCUUUGAGAGCACGUGGGUUCUCGCAUACUGCUAAUGAAUAAAAGCCACUGGGGAAUAACUGCACAGGUAGAUAAGUUCCUGUAGUGGGAAGGUCCCACCAGAUGCGAUAGCUAAACACAGAGUAGAGAAAUCCUGAUGGCAGAGAACGGCUGAGUGACCCCGUACAUAUCAGAAAAGGAGGGAACAGAACAGAUUCCUUAAUUAGAAUAUACAGAACGUGCCAGCAUUUGGCACUACUUCUCCCCGGUGGUUGACAUGGGACCAGCUGGGAAAUACAAGGUUUAACUUUUCUUAGAGAUAUCUGUCAGUAUUUCAUGCCUUCUGGAAACGCAUCAUCGUAUGUUAACUCAGUAACUUCACACGAUAUGUAUGUUUGCUUAAAAAGGUGUAAUAAAAGCUUUGGGCUUUUCCUUAUUUCA
Molecule: messenger RNA, 6186 nt
Organism: Gallus gallus (chicken)
Lineage: Eukaryota; Metazoa; Chordata; Aves; Galliformes; Phasianidae
Gene: LPAR4
Product: lysophosphatidic acid receptor 4
Exons: 4
Coding region: 4658-5704 (348 amino acids)
Biological process (GO): positive regulation of Rho protein signal transduction; phospholipase C-activating G protein-coupled receptor signaling pathway
Cellular component (GO): membrane
Molecular function (GO): lysophosphatidic acid receptor activity
Source: RefSeq, a predicted model, not a curated record